Panthera uncia (snow leopard) is the source of this 881-nucleotide messenger RNA. RefSeq names its product claudin 19 (gene CLDN19). The coding region runs from base 64 to 738 and encodes 224 amino acids. Gene Ontology annotation, cellular component: plasma membrane; bicellular tight junction. Gene Ontology annotation, molecular function: structural molecule activity. Lineage: Eukaryota; Metazoa; Chordata; Mammalia; Carnivora; Felidae. The record is from RefSeq and is a predicted model, not a curated record. The transcript has 5 exons. Gene Ontology annotation, biological process: bicellular tight junction assembly; cell adhesion.
CAGGGAUCCUGGCCCGGCCCUGAGCCCUGGGACCUCCAGCCCCCUCCUCCCCUCCCCUGGGCCAUGGCCAACUCAAGCCUCCAGCUCCUGGGCUACUUCCUGGCCCUGGGUGGCUGGGUGGGCAUCAUCGCCAGCACAGCCCUCCCGCAGUGGAAGCAGUCCUCGUAUGCGGGCGACGCCAUCAUCACGGCCGUGGGCCUCUACGAAGGGCUCUGGAUGUCCUGUGCCUCCCAGAGUACGGGGCAGGUGCAGUGCAAACUCUACGACUCCCUGCUCGCCCUGGAAGGUCACAUCCAGUCAGCCCGAGCCCUGAUGGUGGUGGCCGUGCUCCUGGGCUUUGUGGCCAUGGUCCUCAGUGUGGUUGGCAUGAAGUGCACCCGGGUUGGAGACAGCAACCCCAUUGCCAAGAGCCGCAUCGCCAUCUCUGGGGGUGCCCUUUUCCUCCUGGCAGGCCUCUGCACUUUGACAGCCGUCUCGUGGUAUGCCACCCUGGUGACCCAGGAGUUCUUCAACCCCAGCACACCAAUCAAUGCCAGGUACGAGUUCGGCUCGGCCCUGUUCGUGGGCUGGGCCUCCGCCGGCCUGGCCAUGCUGGGGGGCUCCUUCCUCUGCUGCACAUGCCCGGAGCCCGAGAGAACCAACAGCAGCCCGCAGCCCUACCGGCCGGGCCCCUCGGCUGCUGCGCGAGAACCAGUUGUUAAAUUGUCCGCCUCUGCCAAGGGCCCCCUGGGUGUGUAAUGUCCAGGUCCCCAGCCCGACUGUCCCCCUGCCACACCUAGACUGUGUGUUUGGUAUUUUUUGGAAAGAGAAGUGAACAUCCAGUCUUGAGUGUGGUGUCCUUCGAUCUGUCCCUGGCAUGGCUACGAUGGGUCCCUGGGUCC